Molecule: messenger RNA, 658 nt
Organism: Amblyraja radiata (thorny skate)
Lineage: Eukaryota; Metazoa; Chordata; Chondrichthyes; Rajiformes; Rajidae
Product: interleukin-8-like
Exons: 4
Coding region: 61-348 (95 amino acids)
Biological process (GO): immune response; defense response; chemotaxis
Cellular component (GO): extracellular region
Molecular function (GO): chemokine activity
Source: RefSeq, a predicted model, not a curated record
GCUGUUGCAUUGGGUAGACGAUCCUUCAGCAGACAUCUCAUCAGCGACACAAAGUGGAAGAUGGACAGAGCAGCCGGUGUGACCAUCCUCAUCCUCCUUCUGUGUGCCAUCACUGCACAGGGUUUUCCGAGUUUAGGAUUUCAAGGACGGUGCCACUGCACUAGGACCAGAUCUGUUUUUAUUCAUCCAAUGUUCAUCCGGAGCCUGAAAUAUAUUCCAGGAGGAGCUCACUGUGAGACAGAGAUAAUCAUCACACUGAGAAAUAAGAGAAAGGUGUGCGUGAAUCCUGAUGCUAAGUGGGUGCAGGCACUCAUAAAUGACAACAAAGGUCCCAGAAAAGACAAAUGAAAGAUGAAGCUAUAGUCUGAAGAAUGCAACUCCGCGCCAGAAUUACCUGACAGGGACAGAGGAAGAUCUGCUCUAUUUGUUUACUAUCUGACAUUGCCGUCUGAUGGUUCAUUCUAGAGUCUUCACUUCAUUGACUUCUGUGGAUAAUUUCACUUCACUGUUCAUCCUUUCAGUAUAGGAGUAGAAAGGUUCUUCUGCAGUUGUGUAGGGCUAUUGUAAGACCACAUCUAUAGUUUUGUGUACAGUUUUGGUCUCCUAAUUUGAGGAAGGACAUCCUUGUGAUUGAGGCAGUGCAGCGUAGGCUCACGAG